CUCAGACGGAGGUCUUCAUAGAUCAUGCGUCGUUAUUCAUAGGUAUUGACUGCUGAGGUCCCAAGUCGAUAGACCAUCACACUCUGAGCGCUCGAUAAAGCAACUUUUGAACCUUCUUGAAGCAAUGGCGAGCCCAACCCUCCUCUCCAUCUUCGAGCCACGCAAGGGCUACUCGCCCGUCUCGCCAGCGAUCAUCAUCCCAUCAACCUCGGGCAAGCAAUCCGACCAUGUCAUCUUCUCGUACCAGCGCCUUCAGGAGCUUGUUCACGGACUGCAGCUGCAGAUUGCCGCUUUCGGGUUCCAAUCAGGCCAGACGGUUAGCUCGAGCUUGGUCAAUGGAAUCGAAUUCACGGUCGCUUUUCUGGCGACCGGUGCCGAGCAGCUGAUUGCAGCACCGCUCAACCCUGCCUACUCGAAGGGCGAAGUGCUGUUCUACCUACAGGACACCAAGUCUCAGCUGUUGAUUCUCCCGUCUGGCUCUAUCUCCUCCAAUACUGCAGCAGUCCAGGCGGCACGCGAAAUAAAUGUUCCUGUCGUAGAAAUCACCUACGAUGCGUCGGAAAGAAGCAUCAAGCUCACAAGAGACAAUGGCCAGCAGGUCCCACGUGCAGCUGCAGUUCGAAUGCCCUCACCCGACAAUACGGCGCUCGUCUUACACACCUCCGGUACGACAGGUAGGCCCAAAGGCGUACCCCUCAACCAUCGUAACCUCAGUCGGACCAUGUCCAACAUCAUUGCUACUUAUCGACUCACCCCUAACGACAGAACAUACCUUGUGAUGCCACUCUUCCACGUCCACGGUCUCCUCUGUGGCCUUCUUGCGACCCUUCUUUCGGGAGGCAGUGCAGUGAUACCGCCCAAAUUCAGCGCCAAUGCGUUCUGGAAGCAGUUCAUCGAAGAGCGUUGCAACUGGUACACGGCAGUUCCCACGAUCCACCAGAUGCUGUUGUCAACAGCAAAGCCCAACCCGCUACCGAGGAUCCGCUUCAUUCGCUCCUGCUCUUCCUCACUCAGCCCGGCGACGUUUCACGCGAUCGAAGAGGCUUUCCAGGCACCUGUGCUAGAGGCGUACGCCAUGACCGAGGCAGCGCACCAGAUGACGUCGAACCCGUUGCCGCCGGCGAAGCGCAAACCUGGCAGCGUCGGUCUCGGCCAAGGGGUCGAAGUCAAGAUUCUGGACCAGACGGGUAAGGAAGUACCGCAAGGGAAGGAAGGCGAGGUGUGCGUGCGUGGGCCAAAUGUGACGAGCGGCUACCUAAACAACCCAAAGGCAAAUGAGGAGAGCUUUGUCAAGUCGCCCAAGGAGAACGAGGGCUUCUUCCGCACGGGCGACCAGGGAAAGAAGGAUGAGCAUGGCUACAUUGUCCUCACCGGGCGAAUCAAGGAGCUUAUUAACCGUGCCGGAGAGAAGAUCAGCCCGCUCGAGGUGGACGCGGCGCUGCUUGCCGUGCAAGGCGUCGAUGAGGCGGUCAGUUUUGCGGUACCGGACAAGACUUACGGUGAGAAGGUUGGCGCGGCGGUUGUUCUAAAGACUGGGGCCAGCAUCACGGAGGAAGGCAUCAAGCAAGGGCUCAACGGCAAGCUGAGCAAGUUCAAGAUUCCAGAGCAGAUCUUCAUCACUGCGCGCAUCCCCAAGACUGCCACCGGAAAGAUUCAGCGACGCAACGUCGCCGCGACUUUCCUGAAGCAAGGCAAUGCGAAGUUGUAAAAUGUCCCUAAUGUCACUUUCUGUGUUCUGUGCAUCAACUCCUUGUGGUUGUAUGCAGGCAUAGAAAAUCGGCGAACACUUUUUUGGGUCAUCGUCUUGUUCUCAUUCGCAACAUCUCUUUCUUGUGAUAC
Molecule: messenger RNA, 1839 nt
Organism: Tilletiaria anomala UBC 951
Lineage: Eukaryota; Fungi; Basidiomycota; Exobasidiomycetes; Georgefischeriales; Tilletiariaceae
Product: putative PCS60-AMP-binding protein, peroxisomal
Exons: 4
Coding region: 125-1708 (527 amino acids)
Biological process (GO): fatty acid metabolic process
Molecular function (GO): medium-chain fatty acid-CoA ligase activity
Source: RefSeq, a predicted model, not a curated record